CGUUUCUCGGCUAAGCGCCACCCACUAUCGUUACGCAGAAAGUAGAAAGCGAUAUUAGAUGAAGGAAUCCGAGUUGGUCUGCCAGGCACCGGUUAACCGAUACUGAAGUUUGUCUCCAGGAACAGGAGCGUUGACUGGAUUUAUUUUGUAUUUAUCACAUAAAGGCACAGACACUUGUUGGACAUGGGGUUUCUUCUGACCAAGAUGAUGGCUGUGUUCGGUGACAGAGAGCACAAAGUCAUCGUUGUGGGUUUGGACAAUGCUGGAAAGACAAGCAUCCUCUAUCAGUUUCUGACGAAGGAAGCCGUCCACACAUCCCCAACCAUCGGCAGCAACGUUGAGGAGAUCACCGUAGGUAAAACGAACUUCAUGGUUUGGGACAUUGGAGGACAGGAGAGCCUUCGAGCCAGCUGGUACUCAUACUACGGCAACACAGAGAUUGUCAUUUUGGUCGUGGACAGCACCGAUCGUGAACGUCUCAAUCUCACCAAAGAGGAACUGCACCGAAUGCUCGCACAUGAGGACCUACAGAAAGCAGCCGUUCUUAUUUUGGCUAACAAACAGGACGUAAAAGGCUCGAUGACAGCGGCAGAGAUCUCCCAGUGCCUCACACUCGACUCAAUCUCAUCACACUCAUGGCAUGUUCAAGCCUGCUGUGCCCUGACAGGAGAGGGUCUACCUGCCAGUCUGGACUGGAUGAAGUCACGGGUUGUUGCAAACUAGAGCGCACGCCAGUGGAUCAAACUUCCUCAAACUGAGCCAACCUCAAAAGGCACUGCAGAUCCCACGCGUAAGGAAUAUUUACAAUGGUAACUUUUGGGGCAAAAUCCUGUGAUAGGAGCUUGCCCCACCACACAUGUAGUAUUACACCGCUGUGUGAGGCCUCCGGGUGGACGAACAAGAGAGAAACCUGGGUAGUCUUAGAGUCGGGUAAAGGUAAACAAAUAUCUGUAAAUUGCGGAAUUUUGCACUGUCCAAGGACCGCUUGUGUUGUAUUAUAAUAAUAUGGUUAACUGGAGAGGUUUUUUUUCAGUUUCUCUCUCUCUUGUUGUUAAAAGUACACAGUGAGUGUUUUUGUGCAUUUCCUUAAGCGAUCCACGCAGAGAGGUGCUGCCCUGACCAGCAAUAUCACAUUCCACUACAACUACUUCUACAAUGAGUGAAAAAACUGAAAAAAACUGAACACGUACCUGAAAUCUUACACCAUACAUUUAAGGCAGAUAGAUCCCAGAUUAUAACUAACAAUACUAAAGCGUAAACUAUGGUGUGUGUUAAGCGUUGAUUUUCUCUUAUUUCAAUUUUAUGAAGUUAAUCACGUGCCCUUGUGCCUUCACAUAUAGCAUUAAACGCAUUAAUCAUAAUAACAACCGAUUUAGUAGCCUACCUCACCAGUUACAAAACAGCUUUCCAAUGACAAAGUCAGUUUAAAAGCUGCCUAUUAUUAAGCUUCUAUCAUGAAAGACUUUACACAACAACAGAGAAGAAACUAUAGAGAACAUACUGUAGCUCCUGUGGUCUCCGAAACUGCAAUGUUGGUAUACAAGUCUGCUCCAGAUGUAUUAAAUUAAAUGUCAUGCCAAUGAACAACAGGACUUCUAUGUUAGACCUGAACAUGUUUUGUAAUUUAUUUUAGGAAAAGCUCUUGAACUAUAUUUACUGUAUAAGUCAGCAAUUCCCUGAAUAGGAAAAGGAGCUAGCUGCUAAGGACUAUGAGUCGUAUUACGAAUGUACUGUAUAUAUUGUAUUGUGUAUUUUUUAAAUAAACAUUAUUGCAAACA
This is a messenger RNA of Etheostoma spectabile (orangethroat darter), 1778 nucleotides long. It is a transcript of the gene arl5c, whose product is annotated as ADP-ribosylation factor-like 5C. Gene Ontology annotation, molecular function: GTP binding; GTPase activity. Lineage: Eukaryota; Metazoa; Chordata; Actinopteri; Perciformes; Percidae. The coding region runs from base 184 to 723 and encodes 179 amino acids. The record is from RefSeq and is a predicted model, not a curated record. The transcript is spliced from 6 exons.